AUGAUGUCCGAUAAUGAGACUAACUUCCGUGGUGAAAGUAGAGUGUUAAAAGAUGAAGUGGAGCGUAUAUCGACCAGGGAUGUGGAGACCAAAUACCCAGAAAUGGAGUUCAUGUUCAUUCCGCCAGGUUCACCGCACAUGGGCGGUGCAUGGGAAAGAUUGGUACGCUCAACAAAGUCCAUUCUAACGGAAAUCUUGCCGCCUGGUGGAUUGCGAGAAGAAGUGCUUCGUGCUGCGUUGGCUGAUGUGGAGGGUAUUCUCAAGUCACGCCCACUCACAUAUGUACCACUGGAAUCGGCAGACUCAGAAGCGCUUACACCGAACCAUUUUCUGUUGGGCCACUCGAGUGGAAUUCGUGAACGAGACAGCGAAAUUCAAAACGGUGACAAGCUUGCCAAAGGAUUCAGAAUUUCGAGCCAGUUAGCCGAUCAGAUCUGGAAAAGAUGGAUUCGAGAAUAUCUACCAACGCUUACGCGUCGUACCAAAUGGUUCCAACCGCCGCCAGAUUCAAUCGCCGUGAAUGACAUUGUUGUUAUCGUAGAUGAGAAUGGCAAACGAAACAGCUGGCCCAAAGGAGUUGUGGUAGAUGUUCACCGAUCGAGAGACGGUCAGGUACGGAGUGCCGUAGUGCGCACUCCAGAAGGUAUUGUGACUCGCCCCGCCGUAAAGCUAGCCAAAUUAGAUUUGAAAAUUGGUAAUACACAACGCGAAUGCUAGUGAAUUACGGGGUGGGGAAUGUUGGCGGGCGAACUAAAUUUUCUACUGGGGCUUUGCCAGCGCAUUUCCUACUGGGCAUUUGUAAUCGGUGAUUCUCUUUUGCGCAUUGGAAUUUCACCGUUACGUUCGCUAGAAGUAGCAAUGCAGCUGCAAAUUUCGGCAGCGUGAUUUACUUUGAAUUUGUAUUUGAGCCCAAGCAGAGGCAAAUAAUUGUUAACAAUAAAAUAGGGAUUUGAAGGUGUGCGCAGAGCACGAAUAAGGCAAAACGAGUUGACGGCUAUUAUGCAGCUCUGAAUGACAGUUGAAUCUAAGAGCUAAUAUGAAUGUAUAUGUUUACUAGUGUGUAUUUGUCGAAAUUUUUAGGGUGGGAUUUAUCUGUUUGUUUUAAGAAAUAAAGCAAAGCGACUGGAAAGCGAGGAUCACACCCAACGAGACAAUUGAGUUAAAGAGAGCAAUUGAUUGAAUUAAUAUCCAAACAAUGCAGAUAAAUUGAAGUGCGCUCCAGUGGGACAUGAGUUGAUGCAAUAGCAAAACUGUUGCAAAACUGCAAGGCUGAUGUGUGCUUCAAUAAACAUUACUUAAUCAAAUACGUCCUACAGCUUUCAAGGAAAGACUACAGGCUAACUCUCGGCAUUUUAACUAGCCGAUUUGGCGGCUAACCAUGAUAUAAAGCUGGGCAUUAAGAGCAGUGAUCAGUGCAGGAAAUGUAACGAGUUAAGGAAACACUUGACAAUCUCAUAUCUGGAUGUCCAUCGUUAUGCCGGCUCCGGAUGAAAUACCACGACUCGCCGUGCCUUAAUGAUCUUUGUGACGUUUCACGGCUAACACCUAGGAUGCUGCCGGCUUUUGCUAAAAUCCAUCAAUACUGUACGACUUCUGAGAAGAAGAUACGUCAUAUCGGCACAAAUACGGACCACUGGUCUAUGCUCUGCCCCUAGUAGGUGCAGACGGUCCUACCAAUCUACCUACCUGUGUACUAUUAAUAGUUACA
Molecule: messenger RNA, 1708 nt
Organism: Drosophila sulfurigaster albostrigata
Lineage: Eukaryota; Metazoa; Arthropoda; Insecta; Diptera; Drosophilidae
Exons: 3
Coding region: 1-717 (238 amino acids)
Molecular function (GO): nucleic acid binding
Source: RefSeq, a predicted model, not a curated record